ACAGAAAAUCAAAUUGGUGCGGGAUUUCUACAAAUGAACAUGACCAAAAACCCUUUUUCUGAAUAUUAUAAUUGCAGUGGCAUAAGACAAUUUUAAAAGCAGAGUGUACGGAUCGUCAUGAAUGAUGUCAACCACAAAACAACUUGAAAUUGUGAAUGUAUAUAAUAUAACUGCAACCAAAACAGGUUAGAACCGGCAUAUUCCUGGGUCCCAGUUUUGCUGUAUGGCUCAACCUAUCGAGCUUCAACCACAAGCCAUAACCGUGCAGGAACUGGCGGCUAUCAAUAGUAGACAAGUCCCAGAAAGAUACAUCCGUGAAGGAGUUGGAGCCCUUGAUGCCUCUUUCCCAGUGUUGGAUGUUCCUACUAUAGAUCUUCAACUCCUUGCAUCUUCAUCAUCUACCAGUGGAGAUGAACUUGACAAACUUAGAUCAGCUCUCAGCUCCUACGGUUGCAUUCAGGCAAUCAAUCAUGGAAUUACAAGUGCAUUUCUGGACAAACUGCGAGAAGUUGCUCGCCAAUUCUUUGCUCUUCCGUCAGAAGAAAAGAAGAAAUACUCCAGAGAAAUCGGCAGCAUCGAAGGGUACGGGAACGACAUGAUCUUAUCUGAGGAUCAAAUACUCGAUUGGACUGAUAGAUUGUAUCUUAUACUGCGCCCAGAAGAUAAGCAAACACUCAAAUUUUGGCCUGAAAAUCCUGAAUCUUUCAGGGGAAUUUUAAAUGAUUAUUCAACGAAACUACAUGUGAUCCUGGAAGUCCUCUUAAAGGCAAUGGCAAGGUCACUAAACUUGGAGGAGAACCAGUUUUUGCAACAAUAUGGAGACCAAGCAACAAUGCAAGCAAGAUUUAACUUCUAUCCUAUAUGUCCAAGACCAGAUCAAGUUCUUGGGGUUAAACCUCAUGCAGAUGGAUCAGUAAUCACCAUGCUGUUGCAAGACAAAGAAGUGGAAGGUCUUCAAGUCCUGAAAGAUGAUCAAUGGUUUAAUGUUCCAAUCAUACCUCAAGCUCUUCUUAUCAACGUUGGAGAUCAAGCAGAGAUAAUGAGCAAUGGGAUAUUCAAGAGCCCAGUACACCGAGUGGUGACAAACUCAGAGAGGGAGAGGAUUACUGUAGCUGUUUUCUGCAUUCCACAUCCAGAUCAAGAGAUUCAACCAGUGGAAGAGCUCAUCAAUGAAACUCAUCCCAGAUUAUACAAGAAAGUGAAAGAUUAUGUCAGUCUCUACUUUCAAUACUACCAGCAAGGAAGGAGACCUAUGGAAGCAGCACUGAUUUGAGGUUCCCCCAUACUACAUUUUCUUUUGGCUUGUUCUCAGAAGCGGCAUCCAAAACAUUAAGCGAUGAAACCAGUGUGUAAAAUUAUAAGGAAAUAAAGAAACUUCACAUUGAUAUUGAGGAUAAUUUGUAGGGCAAUGGAUGGCUCCUUACUACCAAUUGUUAAGCCCUUCAAGCAAAAUUUAAAUGAUAUCAUCAUCAAGUCUUCAUGUCA
Messenger RNA from Gossypium raimondii (Peruvian cotton), 1485 nucleotides. RefSeq names its product protein SRG1. The record is from RefSeq and is a predicted model, not a curated record. NCBI's taxonomy places the organism in Eukaryota, Viridiplantae, Streptophyta, Magnoliopsida, Malvales, Malvaceae. The transcript has 4 exons. Bases 224 to 1273 code for a protein of 349 amino acids.